Messenger RNA from Danaus plexippus (monarch butterfly), 4778 nucleotides. RefSeq names its product nicotinamide/nicotinic acid mononucleotide adenylyltransferase 3 (gene Nmnat). Lineage: Eukaryota; Metazoa; Arthropoda; Insecta; Lepidoptera; Nymphalidae. The record is from RefSeq and is a predicted model, not a curated record. The coding region runs from base 91 to 1497 and encodes 468 amino acids. Gene Ontology annotation, biological process: NAD+ biosynthetic process. Gene Ontology annotation, molecular function: nicotinate-nucleotide adenylyltransferase activity; nicotinamide-nucleotide adenylyltransferase activity. The transcript is spliced from 8 exons.
AUUAUAGAGAUAGGAAACUUUUGAGUCAUGUACUUUUCAAUUUCCAACUAAAAAUCAUUACUCGCUUCUUUUGUAUCAUUACUACGAAAUAUGUCGCAAGGAAAAAUUGUAUUAAUGGCUUGCGGCAGCUUCAGUCCGCCGACUUACAUGCAUUUACGAAUGUUCGAAAUAGCAAAGGAUUAUAUUCACUCAUUGGGUCUGGGUACGAUAAUUGGUGGAAUCAUCUCACCGGUUCACGACGCAUACGGUAAAAAGGAUCUAGUCGCUGCACAUCACAGAAUCUCAAUGCUGAAGCUGGCAUUGCGUUCAUCGGGAUGGAUUAAGGUUUCCGAGUGGGAGACCCAACAGGCUGGUUGGACGAGGACCAAGGUUUCCUUACAAUAUCAUCAGGAUGCCAUAAACAACAACUUAACCGGCAACAAUGACAACCCGCCAUCUUGGUUGCCGGAUGACAUGUUGAAUGUGAACAACAUCGAGCCGCGGGAUUUCAAUAAUAAAUUGAACGAACGAUUGAAUGGCAACGCGGAGGAUAGGGUGACGGUGAAGCUGUUGUGCGGAGCGGAUCUGUUGGAAUCAUUCGCCACUCCCGGUCUUUGGUCGGAUGAAGAUAUGGAAGCCAUAGUUGGUCGCCACGGCUUGGUGGUGGUGAGUCGCGCGGGCUGCGAUCCGGGGAGAUUCAUCUACGAAUCGGACAUGCUGUAUAAAUAUAGGAGGAAUGUUACUCUAGUGACGAAUUACAUAGCCAACGAGGUGUCCUCGACCGUCCUGAGGAGGUUGAUGCGGCGCGGGGAGAGCGCCAAGUAUCUGACUGAAGAUAGCGUGCUGGCUUACAUCAGGCAGAACUGUCUGUAUGGAGCCGAGCCGUUUGUCACUGAGUAUAACAUACUUAAUGACCUAAUAGACAAUUACGAUAAGUCACCCCAAGACAUAGUAAUGGCGUCGCCGGAGGAGGCCAGCUUCAAGAACAUACUGAUAUCGAUCAGAGAUAAACCGUCUAUAGUCGACGAGACGAUAACCGUGAAACGAAAGAUAACCAACUUCCUUACACCGCACACCGACACGGUCAGCCCGGCGCAAGGCCCGAGACCAAAGAUGGCCUACAUAGAGAAGGCACCCAGCACGUACAUACCCGGGAAGGCCGUCAAGAUCAUAAGCGACAAGAAACAGCACAGACUAGAGGACGAGGUAAGUUGUGAUAAGUACAGCUCGCUCGACAGCUACCUGGCCAAGGAGGAAAGCGACAUCUACCAGCGGAGAGUCAGCGAGAGCAACAUAACCAAAGAGAAGAAGAGGUGCUCGGCGUCGACUAUCAGAAAACUGAAGUCCGAUGACAUGAAGAAGAGCAAGUCGGAGGUAAGUAAGCUGUGUGAUAAGAUGAAAAGCAUUAAAAUAAAGGAAACAAAGAACUAUAAGACGAGGAGUUGCAAUGACAUCGUCAAGUUAAUACUCACCAAACAUGGCAUUCAUGUCAUAAGCGACACAGAGGCCAUUGUGUGAGAUGUGAGCCGGCAAGCAUUGUGCCAAACAUUAAGAUACUUAUAUAUAUAUAUAUACAUAUAUAUAAACUAUGUAUUCAUUUUGUGAAGAAUAUUAAUUCAUAUUUAUGUCCACAAACUUUUUUCAUUUGGAUUUUUUACAUAUUAAAAAUAUUUUUUAGCUAUGUUAUAUCUGGUUAUUAUGAUAUAGAACUAAAUUUAAAAUUGUACACAAAAUAUAAAAUGACUUGUCACUUGAGAUUUAAAUAUUUUUAAAAUUAUGUAUGUCACUUUUAUAUGACUUUGUAUUUUAUUUUUUAAAUAUCUGGUUAUUAUUUUCGAAAUUAUAUCUAUGAUUUUACUAAUGUAACAAUAAUUUUCAAAAUUAAUACACAAUUUACAGCUAUUAAGACCGGAAUGUUUGAAAUUAUGUAAUAAAACACUUUUGAUUUUUGAAAACUGUAAAAUGUUAAUUAUUGUAAAAUAAUUUGUUAUCUGUCGUGCACAAAAUGUUCUUCCAAAACUUCGGUAGUGUACUUACUAAGCACAAAAAAAUUGGAUCAUCCAAUGUCUUUGUAAAAUUUCUGUGAUACCUGUGAAAUGCCAACUAUUGUCAAUAUCGCACAAUAUACAGUCAAAGGAGAAGACUCAGACAAAAUUAAUAUAUUCUCGUAUUUUUAAACUUCUAACAGUUCCUAUCUAUAUUCUUCCAUCUGUCAAAACUAAAAAUCGCGGGAAUCUGAAUGACAGAUGCCAAAUUUUUUUUUUAAAUAUUUAUUACUUUAUGUACUUAAAUUAUUCCUGUUGAGUAGUUGUUAGUGUUUUAUUUUCAUAUUAUUAUUAUAUUGAUGUUUCAAGUAAAGCUUCUAUGGAAAAUAAAAAUAUUUUUGAAAUCUGUAUUUUAUUAACAAUCUCCUUCAUCCAUUCCAUCGAGGCUUUACUUUCUCUUCAUUACGUAGUAUUGCUAACGAACACAUUUCUGUAUUUACAUUUUAAAAUGGAUUGCGUAGUUGUUACAAAAACGCGAUAUCUGUUCCGACUCUUCUCUUGAUUGUGAACUUAUAUUAAUAUAUUUAAAUAAUACAUAUAAUUUAAUGUCCAGUCAAUAUAUACCAUUGAAACUAACUUUGUUCAACAACUAAAACUUUAUUCACAACAACAAAUUCAAUUUUUACAGUUAAAACUCAUAAUUCUGCGUACUUUUUUUUUGUUUUAAUAACUUGUAUUUUUAUUCCUCGUAAUUAUUUUUAAUUUAAUUAAAUCUUUUUCCAUUGACAAUAAUAUAUGCCGUUAAAUAAAAGGUCGUAGCCUUUCGUAAUACUACUAGUAAAAAAAAAACUAUUGUUUUAAAGAAAUUGUUGUAAUACUUGGAUCUUUUUUAUUGGCUGAUGUAAUUAAUUGUUUUUGCUUACUACCAAAUAUAAAUUAAUUAUAGCGGUAGAUGUUUCAAAAUUCAUUAUUUUGCUAUUUAUUGAAUAUGUGUUUUCGUAAGUAAAGUAAUUCUAGUGUAUUAAAUUUAACUUAUAAAUUAUGUGAUUUUACCCCACUGCCCUUUCUAACCCUUUUUUUAAACUACAAAUCUUAACUAGGAAUAUCAAUAUGAAUAAAAAAUAGUGUUUUUUUUUUUGUUAUGUUUGUUUUCUUGUUAUAAUAAAAACUAUUUCAGUUUCACAAUAAUAGUGAUAUUCCUUGUUAAAUGUAUUUCGAUAUGAAUAUUUUGUAGACAAAUUGAUAAUUAUUAUUUAUUAGGUUUUUUUUUAAUAUGUAGGCAUGUCAUGUUUAAUAGUUUAAACAUUGAAUUAAAUCCUCUUCUAAAUCUAGAUGGUUAUCGAAAAGUUUACAUAACUUUUGAUAUACAAAAUAUUUGAAUGAAGUUUACUUUAUGGUAGACGGUUACUUUAUGGUACUAGAGCAUGGAUGUCAUAUAUUUGGCAUAACAGGCCUUAGUAGUGUAGUUUAUAAUAUGUUGUUUCUUUUAGGGAGGCUGUCCGUUGUAGCUGACGUGUUGCGCGCGAGACGACGACCGCGCGCAAGUAGAAUAAUAGUGCUUUAGUCUUCUGGAAUAAACGUUCACACACAAAGUUGAAUAAAACUAACUUUAGCUGCCAUAAAAAAAAAUAUCUUUUGUCUAUGGCAGAUAAAUGACAUUUAUUUUUGGAGGAUUUGAAUUAUUCUAGAAUACUAAAGCAUUAAUUAGUUCCAAACCCUUCCUGAAUGUGAUAACCAAGUGAUAGAUGUUGUGACGCUUCCAGAAAACACUUCGGAUUCAGCUAUAAGCUGAAAUAUUUGAAUUUCAGUAAAUAUCAGUGGAACAUAAUAUAAUGGUUACUUAAUUCUGCAUGAAUUGUAUCGGUUGUGUGAAACAACGUAAUUGUGAUAGCGGCAUGCAUUUAGUUAGUUAUCUUCAUUCCGUAUUCCUUUUACCUUUAUAGUGAAACCUAAACUUGUAUUUGUGGUUGUAAUUAGUUAGCUACUAGUAAUCAAACACCUUUAUUAUAUAAUUAACAGCUUUUAUAGCAGAACUUGAUGAUCAAUUAUACGAAACACUAUAAGCGGUUCGCCAGCUUGUUUUCUUUUACUGUAUAUUACAUUUAAACUGAGUACAGUUUGUUAAGAUGUAUUCAGUAAUAAAUUUAUAUGCAAAAUGAUAAUCGUAAGUCAUAAUUUUGUAAUAUAAGUAUAAUGUUUUAUUGUUAUGUCUCUGUUGUGAUUUGCAAUGUUUAUAUUUUUAAAAUGUAUUCAUAACACAAAUCUUUCUGUCAACGCAUUUAUAAAGAAAUUAGUAUGCUUAAUGAUAUAAUACUAAUAUAUUUUUAUAUGUAGUUCCAAUUUUAUGAUGUACUUACCAACUAGAUAGUUAAUUUUAUUAUGUAAUAGGCACAAUAAAUAUGCUGAAUGCACCAUAAAUAGCGAGCGUCAAGGUGUACUGUGAUUAGAGUAAUAUUUUUUGAAAUAGAACUAGUAAUUUAUACACAUUUAACCAUUAGGGCGGUUUAAAUUAUAACUUCUGUAAGUGAAAACCUUUACAGAUAAAUUUCUUCACAAAUAAAUUUUUUUGAAUUAUUAUAGUUUUUUUUAAAUCUUUAUUAAGUGUAGAUAACAAAUUCCUAUUCCUAUAAACUGCACUUAUAUAUUCACUAAGUUAAUUGAAAAUACAAUAUUGUCACUAAGAAGCUGAAAUACAAUAAAUGUAUGGCGUACUUUGAAACAGAAAGCUGCCAUAGAUAAAUAAAUUAAACAUAUGAUAAUCUAAAUAAUGUAUACUAAGAAGUAUCUAUGUAUUUGUCUUUCAUAUUACAUUUA